Molecule: messenger RNA, 2943 nt
Organism: Bactrocera oleae (olive fruit fly)
Lineage: Eukaryota; Metazoa; Arthropoda; Insecta; Diptera; Tephritidae
Source: RefSeq, a predicted model, not a curated record
AUGGAAAAGUGUCAUCAACCGGGCGAUUCGUUUCGUCGACGUUCGCAGCAACAGUUUGGCACCGGUGAGCCCAUACACCCGCGCCUGGGUGGCGGUGGUGGCAUUGGCGGCAGUGUUGGUGGUGGCAUUAAUGGCGAUUACACGGGUGCACAGGAUGCGCAACAACAACCUGCUGAGGUGUCUGUAGAAAUGCUCGGCGCAUCUGGCGUUGGCAACAGGCGUUGAUCCAGCAAUUUCGACGUCCGACUGCAUUUAGCAUACGAUGGACCAGAAUGCGACGUUGCGGAGCAGAAUAUUUCAAUAAUUCUAAAUGGCAUCGAAUCGGAAUUGAACUUCUACGGCCAACAGGAUAACAAGGAUGAAUUGGAAAAGGCUGAUGCUUUUCUCGUCAUCUACUCUUGCAUUGACAAGGAGUCAUUCACACGCGCCAAACAUAUACUUUCACGACUGCAGGAUAUGGAUUUGAUACGCACACGUCCGAUCAUUUUGGUGGCAAAUAAAAUUGAUUUGGCACGUUCUCGUGCGGUUUCCUCACAAGAUGGCAAAUGCGUCGCCUGUACUUUUGGCGCCAAAUUCAUUGAAGUCUCGGCGGGCAUCAAUCAUAAUUGUGACGACUUACUAGCUGGCACUUUGACACAAAUUCGUCUCAAAAAGGAUCAAAAUUUAUUGCAUGGCAAUCGAGAUGGCGCUUCCUCGCCAGCGCACUGGUAUAAGAGCCGCAGCGUUGUAUUGGCCAGCAUGAAGGCACGCCAAAUGCUCACCUGGAUACUGGGUAAAGAGGAUUCGAAAUUUAAAAAUUGCGAGAAUUUGCAAGUGCUCUAAAAAGCAAUACAACUGAACGGUUGAGAAGGGCAAAUAGAAAUAAAAAUGAGAAGAAACAAAAAAGAGUAAACUAAAUCAAAAAUUGGACUGUCUGAACAAAGUGAAGAAUAUAGUUACUAUAACGGGACACUUGUGUGUAUAUAAAAAAAAAUUACAUGAAAUAUAUAUAUGUAUAUAUAUGUAACUAGCUAGAUGUAUUGAACUUAUCUAUAUAUGUACAAUAUAUUUAUAGAUGUGUAUAUAAAAAUAUAUAUUUACUCCGACUUUGUGAGUUUAGGUUAGGUGUGACAUGAAUCAAUAUUCUUAUACCGAGAUAUAUAGUUGUAGGUACAUGUAUUUGCUCCAUAAAUUUAAAUACUGUUUUUUUUUUCUUAAUAAAUAACAGCAAAUAAUCAUUAAAUGGCAAAACUUUAACAGUAGCUUUACGAACCAAAGCAAAGCUCUUUCCUGGCCAAAAGCUUGCGAGCAUGCGCAUUUGCGUUCAAACCAAUACCCACAAAAUGAAACGUAGCACUUUCAGAAAUACCGGUUUCGUUUUAAAUUUAACUCAACAAUAGUUAAUAGCAAUGUCUAAUGUGUAUUUAUAAAAUGUAAUAAAAAAAUUGUUAUGAAUAUUAAAGUAAUUAAAUAUUUGUAUAAUUAUUAACAACAAACUAUAUGUACUUGUAGAAUGAAAAAUUAUAUAUAUUUAUGUAAAAAAAAAUGUUCAAAAAAUUAUAGUCUUGACUUUAAAACUCUUUGGAGAAUUUAUUUCAAGCAUGCAGCUAAAGCUAUUCGAAAUUUUUGUAUAAAAACAAACUCUUGGCAGCACUGCCGCUAAACCGUUAUUAAGGAAUUUGACAGCAUCAGCUGAUUUGCUGACGUCAGAAUAGCAACUAGGCUCAAGAAGUUUGUUGUAGACCUUUCCUCGUUAUAAAAAACUUUAGCAACUUGAAAAUAUACAAAUUUUGGAAAGCAAAUCUCGUCUGGAAUUCAAAAUGUUUACUCAAUAGCUAACUUUUUUAGUACUUUUUCACUCUAGAUAACUUCCUUAUGUCAAAAAUACAUUUACUUAUUGACACUUCUUCUAGAAUUCAAAAUAUCAAACUUUUUCGCUGAAAUCUCUUCUGGAAUCUUCAAAAUACCUCUUCAUUUCUAUUAGUUCCAAAAAUAUAUAUACUAUAAUAUAAUAUUAAUACGAAAUCAAAAGUAAAUAAGUAAUUUAGGCAUUAAGUGAAAUAACUGUACAUAAUAGCACGAAAUCAUGAGCUCAGUAAAGCUUUACAAAAGGGAAGAAGUUUGAGUAAUAAUUAAAAGUAUAAUAAUUUGACAAUGCAAUUUUCUACAAAGUGUACUUUGAUUAGAAAUGUAUGUAUUUAAUUUUUGAUUUUGUAUAUUAUAUAUUCAUCAAAGCAUUCUUCCCUUGCUUAGUUUUUAAGAAUACUAUUUUAUAAAUCAGAUAACUAAUGUGCUAACUAUAAGCAACUAUAUACCUACUAUAUACAGAUAUAUUUCUGCCAAAGUGCCCAUUUCUUAAAUGAAAAAAAUUCGUAUUAAUUACAAUUAUUGAAAAAAUAUGUAUGUGAAUGUAUAGACUAUACCCAAUGUUUUUCUAAAAGUAAACUGUUAACAAAACUCUAUUAUAUUUAGCUAAGUUACUCACCAAAAACAAUUUAAUAUCGACAACUACAUAUAUAGAAGUUCAUUAGUUUUGAAAAGGUUUUUUUAUGCCUAUGUAGACUAUAGAAACUAUUUUGUUAUUAUUAUUUUUAUUAUUACAUACCGUAUAAAGAGUAAGUAGAAUUUUGAACAGAAAAAGCAACGCACUGAAGAAACGUGAAAUAGUGCAGUCUUUUGGCAACACUAUUAACUCGCUUGCAUCAAUAAAAAUGACUUCCAACAAUAUGCAACAAAAUCAUAAUAUAUCCCGACUACUUUUCAGAUUAAUUUAACGAUUUAAAACAUAUAUAGAACAAGCAUUAAAAGAGAAGUUUUCAGUUGCUUAAGAGGCACCUCUAGUAUGGCAGAAUAAAAAAAGGCGAUUUUUGGGAAUUUGAAAAUACGGUAACAAUUGCUUUAACAUUUUAAGUGAACAUUUAUACAUGUUUUGAGAAUACACAAUAAAAAUUUGGAAGAACAAAA